GCUCAGACUAAGCCGCCAUUUGGCCGCCAUUUUGAUGUACUUCAUUCGUUGGCUUCUUGCGUGUCCGCAGUUGUUUGUCGUGAAAUUAUUUUCGUUGAAAUAUUACGUGUUCUGAAAUAUUAUUAGAAGCAUUCCUAAAAUAACAUCCGGCGAUGUCGGACCGAAAGCGUUUACUCACUGAUCUCAGAGUGAUUGACUUACGUGCGGAACUUGAAAAACGUAACCUCGAUAAAAGUGGAGUUCGCGGUGUGCUCAUACAACGCUUAUCAAAGUACCUGGAGGAAGAGGGACAUGACCCUACCACAUUUAGAUUUGAUUUGACUGGUUCGGAACCUAAAAGCACGCCAACCAAAAGAACCCGGCGUUCGGAGAGUGCAGUCGAACCAGAAACUGAAGAAACGCCAGCAAUGGAGGACAUGAUCGUGCAGGAUGACGCCGGUGAAGAAGAAGACGUGGAGAGCGGAAACGACGCCUUACAAAAUGUGGAGUCCGAGGAUGCGGCCGCCGGCGGCGAAGACUCCAUGGAUGUCGAUGCUAACGACAAGAUCAACAGAAAACGGGACAUACAGGAUGAUGAUUCCACGGAAGCAACAGAGCCCAAAAAGCCGUGCUUAGAUAAAGAGGAUGACCAUAAAAAUGAAAACAAUACGGAUGCUGAUGACAGCAUCAAUUUAGACAUUGGAGAUGAUGAAUUACUCAAUGAGGAGACUGACAGCACUUCAAAACUUAAUAAAAAAGAUGACGCCGGCAAUGACGACGCAGCGGAGACAGCGGACGACGACUCGCAACCCGACAACAGUGCAGCUGCGACAGACGCCGAGCCUGUUGACGAUCAAGUAAACGCCGAAGCUCCCGCCACUAGCACUGAUGGGGACAAUGCAGAAAAAGAUCCAAAAGAUGAUAGACACAAAUCAGCUGGGGACAAGAAUAAUAAAAAGGAUGAUGGUAAAGAGGGCGGCGCCCGAAAUCUGUGGGUCAGUGGAUUGUCAGGCGAUACCCGCGCUAAAGACCUCAAGCAACUUUGCAGCAAACACGGCAAGGUGAUUGGCGCCAAAAUUGUUACUAAUGCAAGGACACCCGGAUCCCGCUGUUAUGGAUACGUGACAAUGGCGAGUGCCCAAGACGCCGAGAACUGUAUCAAAAAUCUGCAUCGAACUGAAUUGCAUGGAAGAAUGAUCUCCGUGGAGAAAGCUAAGUCGGAGUCAGAAUCAGCGUCGCGACGCCAACCGCAACGUCCGGAGCGACACACGAGCAAGGAGCGCAAAGAAGAAGGAAAGGAAAAUGAACAGGCUGAAGAAAAUGAUAAAGCAAAGGAUGAUGAAGACGACAGUACCAGAUCGACGUCGCGCUCACGAGAAAAGUCUCAUCGCUCUGAUAAGGAUCGUGGUCGGCGUAGUACCAGAAGUCGCGAACCCAAAAGAUCACCUAAAGAAGUAUUGUCUUUCUCUAAAAUUUGGAAAGAGCGAGAUGUAGCACGGCAAAGAGAGCGGUCCCGUGCGGCCCGCGAGGAGGAGCGCCGGCGCAGAGCCGCGGAGGACGCGCUUCGCGAGCGCGAGCGUCGCCAGAGGCAGGAGAAACAACGCCUCGCGCUCGAACGAGAGAAACUACGCGCCGAGAGAGAGAAAAUUGAACGUGAGAAGAAUGAAUUACUGCGAUUGGAGCGAGAGAGACACAGACUCGAACGCGAAAAAUUGGAGUUGGAGCGACUAGAGCUGAAAAGAGCGCAGUUGAGGUUAGAGGAGGAACGCAGGAAGCGUGGGUACGAAAACAACACGACGUACCGCAAGGCGGCCGGUAGCCCGCCGCCGGAGCCCGCGUACGAACGCGAGCGACACAAGCGCGCCCCGCCGCCGCCCAUGGUCAGUGCUAAUCACUACCAGUACAAGCCCACUUUGAAUACCACACACUCAAAGUCGUCGAGUCGCGGACAGUUCGAGGCGCCACCACCGCCUCGGUUCGAGAUGUCGUCGAGCUACGACCGCGGCGCCGACAAGCGCGAACGCGACCGAGACUACAAGCGUGACUACCCAAGACAUGUCUCCUCGGGUAACAUCAAGUACCCAAGCAAUGGCAACUGCAAUGAUGAUGCAAGACAACCACUGCCUCCUGGAACGAGGCCGAAGGAACCAAGCCGUUCGUACGAGUCACGCGACAACCGCUCGUACCGGCCGUCACCCCCCGGCAAGCCCGAGCCUCGCAGCUGGAACGCGUCAAGCCGGUAUCCAGAUUCAACUGCAGCUUCUAAAGGAGGCGGUGGAGGCAGCAGUGAGGCGUGGUCGAACAGUGAGACUCGGUACGGCAGCACGGCGUACGAGACGCGCUACCCCCCCGCCUACCAGCCGCCGCCGCCCGGCGCCACCUACCCUGACCGUUACCCACCCGCGAGGGACUACCGCAAAUACUGACUUUCAGCACCACGGUGGAGAAUUAUUCCAAGACACCGUGCCAAAUCUUGACGAUUUUGGACCUUAAUUUUAAGUUACUAAAAAAGUUAGGCAGUCAAGUAUAACAAAUGUAGUCAAAAUUAUAUUAUUUAUACUACACCUACUCGGAAAGUGCCUUCUUCCUAUUUUAAAAGGGACAGGAAAUGCGGAGUGUAUUAUGGCUAAGUAGUUAAAUGUCAUAUGGGGCAAAACUACAAUCACGUCAGAAAAAUGUGUAUUAGUGAUGGAACAACUUGAUUUUUUUUUGCAUUCUUGAGUACAAAUAUCAGACGCCUAUAUUCACGAGUUAUUUGUAUCAACAUAUCAGUGCCACCUAUUAUGACAACUAUUAAUAAUAAAAUAUUUAAAACAGUGCACCAUAAGCACGCAUUGCACAACAUUAAUUUAAAAAAUGACCAUCCCGUGUGGUUAUGAAUUGACGAUAUGAAAGUAUACAGGAUACAAAAAUGUUAGCUAUUUUCCUUGUAGGUGUAGUAUAAAGCACUAUGUAUCACUCGGGAUAAAGAACGAUUCCCAACUCGGGUGUCUUGCCCUGCACUGCCCGUGGCUAACACCCUCGUUGGUAAUGGGUCACUUUCUUCCCUCGGUGAACAAUGUACUAUUUUGGGGGCGUCUAACCAAAAAGACGUAAUUCAAAUAUUGCAAUAAAUUAAGUCCUAGAAGAAAGAAAGAAAUUGCUAAGAAUACAGGGUGUUGGUGACACCGUAACAAAUACUGAGGGGGAUGAUUCAGACCAUGAUUCUGAGUUAAUAUAAAGUAGAAUUUUCCGACGCAAAAGUAUGGAACUGAAAGUGAUUAAAAAGAAACAUUAAUUUUGCGACGGAAUAUUCCACUUGAACUCAGAAUCAUGGCCUGAAUCACCCCCCUUCAGUAUUCUUUACGGUGUCACUAACACCCUGUAUUAAAAGCUUACAUUGUUAUAGCUUACCUCUUGUAAGUGACCAAUAUAUGCUUUGAAUUUUGUUUUCGCAUGUUUACUCUCAAUUAAAUAGAGCUAUAAUCAUUCCUUGUUCACAAAAUGUUUAAUAUGGAUAAUGAUACGAAAUGAUGUUUUAUCGGACUUUUUAGUGAUUGUACUGUAGGUACUGAUUUGUGUUGUUUUUUUAAAUAGGUAUGAAUUACAUAAUCCGUAUUUCUUAUCUCUCCAUCUAAGUUAAUGACAUUUUAAACAUGGGCAUCAAGUAAUAAAUAUUGUUUCAUAGAAUAUAA
Pectinophora gossypiella (pink bollworm) is the source of this 3653-nucleotide messenger RNA. It is a transcript of the gene Saf-B, whose product is annotated as SAFB-like transcription modulator. Gene Ontology annotation, molecular function: RNA binding; sequence-specific DNA binding. Bases 153 to 2405 code for a protein of 750 amino acids. Lineage: Eukaryota; Metazoa; Arthropoda; Insecta; Lepidoptera; Gelechiidae. Gene Ontology annotation, cellular component: nucleus. Gene Ontology annotation, biological process: regulation of mRNA processing; regulation of transcription by RNA polymerase II. The record is from RefSeq and is a predicted model, not a curated record. The transcript is spliced from 18 exons.